Drosophila grimshawi is the source of this 844-nucleotide messenger RNA. RefSeq lists its product as uncharacterized. The record is from RefSeq and is a predicted model, not a curated record. Bases 87 to 776 code for a protein of 229 amino acids. Lineage: Eukaryota; Metazoa; Arthropoda; Insecta; Diptera; Drosophilidae. Gene Ontology annotation, molecular function: protein binding. The transcript has 2 exons.
UGUAUAUCGAUAUAUUUCGUACAUCACUAAGUCAUUUAACAAAAUUUAAUUCUAUUUUGCGUCUAAAGAAAAACAACUCAUUUAAAAUGAGUUUACCACCAAUGUUAUUGCAACGACUUAAGUCACGGGGGCUGGUUACUAAACAAAAUGCUCAAACACCUGUUUCCGAAACAGUAGAAGAAAUUAUUGCGGAAAAUUAUGAUGAGGACGACAAAAAUCAGCAACACUCAAGCGUUGAGACUAGCACAUAUACUAGUAAAAAUACUGCGAUUAAUGAGCAUUACUGGGCUGAUAGGAUUAAAGAACGAAUGGAAGUUACAGAGUCACACCAUGGAUUUAAGUUUUGCCCAAAUACAUAUAAUAUAUGGCACAACUGCACAUUAUACUGUGUAAACAAAUGGGCAAAUGGGAGGCCAAAGCCAAAAGACAACUACCUUAGACGUUAUAGAAGAUUAAUUCGUAAAUACCCACUUGGCGCCAAUUGGAAGGAUGUUUAUGAUAAUGGUUGUGGCGUCUACUAUUUUUACAAUUCAGCAACUCGAAAGGUAUCGUGGUUACCUCCAACACAUCCAAAUGCACGAAUUUCAAAUAGUGCAGCCACUUUUCGAAAACAAUUGGCCAAUUCAAAUGACGAAUACAAUUUCGAUACAAAAGAUUUUGCGUCAACUAAUUAUAAUGAAAGAGAGACUGGCGUGCAUCCAUCAACUUUCAUUCCAUCUAAGAAGCAGAAGAAGCGAGAUUUGGAACGCACAUUUUUACGAAAGCAACGCCUUUAAAAUUAUAAAUAUAACAAAGAAAUGUUCUCAGAUUGUUCAACAAAAUAUACAAAUAUUUUUGAAGCAAA